AUGCCUUCGAUACGGGUGUACAUACGGCGACUGCGUGGGAGGUUUUAUUUCCGCCCGAAUGAGGACCUCUUUAACCUUUUAGGGCGAGCUUACGAAGGAAUUGAUGAUGGCAGCUUUUGGGUAGAAGACAACGACUACAUCAUCGUGCACCUCGAUUCCGAUGUGCGACAGAACCUCAAAAGCAACAAGUCAUUACGAAGAGGCUUUGUGAAUAUUUUCCGAAUUGCCGUUGAGUGUCUUAAGGCCAAUAAGGUCCCAAGCGUAGAAAAUCUUGAGUGGUGUUCAAACAACCGGAGCGAGUGGCCGCCAUAUUCCAAGAACUACCUGCGACGCGCUAGAACGCAGAUGGGAUGCCGGGCAGUGCUUCGAUACAUGUUUAAAACUGCUAAGGAAUGGGACGAGAAAGCAGGUAAUGGAGAGUGUCAACUCACGUUGGAAAAAAAAUGGUCAGACCUUCCAACAUGUAGAAACGAUCAUGAGUUUGAAUUCGUUGCCCGGAGUCUUGUUGUCGUCAAUCACGCGACUUACGGCAGGCAGAUGGUGAAUAUCGAAGCCAUUACGUGUCACUUCGACUAUGGUCGCAUCGAUGAGGCUGCUACGAACCUGGGAGAUUUCACAGCGAGGUUUGGAUAG
Messenger RNA from Penicillium samsonianum, 633 nucleotides. RefSeq lists its product as uncharacterized. NCBI's taxonomy places the organism in Eukaryota, Fungi, Ascomycota, Eurotiomycetes, Eurotiales, Aspergillaceae. The record is from RefSeq and is a predicted model, not a curated record. The coding region runs from base 1 to 633 and encodes 210 amino acids. The transcript is spliced from 3 exons.